UAUCGAUAUAUGCCUACCUUUGUUAUCGCUGCCGUCCCUUCUCUAUUAACAAAAACAACAAUCAGUGACGAAAUAGCUAUUUUUGUUUUGCGUUUCACCAUAGCUGCAAGUAAUGUCGGACCUUGCUUACCUGGACACCUUACCGAACAAGGAACUGCUGGCCAAGUGCCUGGAGCAAGGCCUGCCCGGCGUUCCCGUGACGGACAGCACUCGAAGCGUCAUCAUUCGCCGCCUGAAAGCUUCAAUCUCUGGUACACCGCUGAACAAGAGCAAAUCUAAGAAAUCGACGCCCAGACGUGAAACCGUUCACGGCAGCCAAAUGUCGACGCCCACAUCGGAGCCAGUGCGUCGUACACUCGGCCGGAGUGCAGGUCGCGUUGGCAGCGGCGGCAGCCAGAUCACAGAGCAGGGUCGUCGCACCAUCGCCUACGGUCUGGACAACACAUCGAUCUCCGGGAGAUCCGUGCAGACUACCACCACGGUCUCUGAUGUGGGUUCCCAGUCGGAGGAUGAUGACUACUACAUGGUGGAUUCACCGGGGAUAAGGUACCAAAGCAAGCAAACUCCACCCAGGGACGAGCUUCGACGUUCUGUCUCGCUGACCAAAUCUGGAGUACUAACCACAUCCUAUACCCGCGAAGUAGAGCAGCCGCAUUACGAGCAUGAGGACAUACCACGCAGCCACACCUACGAAAGGCCACAUGUGCCAGCCGCUCCUCUUCACUCACUUCCCACAUAUGACUCUCGCACCGAGCCCUCGACAUACAGACGCACAGAUUUGGGUUUCUCACGACCUCUGCUAACCCAAACCAACCUUAACUCCACCAGUUACCAGGAGGCAUCGGGGUUCAACCCAUCACUCUCGCCAGUUUCGCCAAGGAACACGUUCAGCGGUUCCGCCAGGCCAUUUGGUGGGCCAGCGCCAGCUCCUGUACUUCCUCGCCAGCGUCAGACUGUUACAACCAGUGGACACAACUUGGCCCGUGGUCGCUUGCUCCAGCCGACCACCGCAGUGAACACCCUUUAUCCGCAACUGAAUGAAUUCUACGACCAGCCAGACAACGCAGGCGAACCCAUGGACACGGAGAGCGAGUCUGAAGUAGAAGAAUCACCAAUCAGGAGAAGCCAUGUCCCAACUACACGCUCAUCCCCUCUGGCCAGGAAACCGCUCUUGAGACACCAGGAUCAGGUGUCGCCCGUGGCGCAGUUCCGUGCGCUGGCUGUAUCGCUGGAUCAGAAAUAUAAUCUCAAGUUUUACUUUGCACUGGUAAUGGCAGUGAUGCUGGCCACUAUGGUGUAUGUGGUUAUGACACCCAACGCUUAAGCAGCAUUUUUUACUUAAUAACACAGCAGAUCCCCGAAUUGGGUUUUGGUUACUACACUCGUUUUACAAUCAGACUGCAGCGAAUG
This is a messenger RNA of Drosophila rhopaloa, 1410 nucleotides long. Its product is annotated as LEM domain-containing protein Bocksbeutel. The coding region runs from base 113 to 1324 and encodes 403 amino acids. The transcript has a single exon. Lineage: Eukaryota; Metazoa; Arthropoda; Insecta; Diptera; Drosophilidae. The record is from RefSeq and is a predicted model, not a curated record.